Molecule: messenger RNA, 449 nt
Organism: Daldinia caldariorum
Lineage: Eukaryota; Fungi; Ascomycota; Sordariomycetes; Xylariales; Hypoxylaceae
Exons: 1
Coding region: 60-287 (75 amino acids)
Source: RefSeq, a predicted model, not a curated record
UAGUCGGCAACAGGUUUGCACUUAGACGGUAUAACUCGGCCACCCGAGAGCUCAAGAUUAUGAACAACGAGCCUUUGGUUUUGGUAGCGUGUAUAUUAUUCAUCUGCAUCGAAGUUUUACAAGAUAACCGGGACGGAGCCAUGCAGCAUUGCAAGCGCGGAGUCUGCAUUCUGAACAACAUUGAGGCUGCCUUUCCAUGGAGAAAAGAAUAUCUCUCUCCAAUCUUCCGUCGGCUAACUCUAAUUAUAUCCGUCCUUCUUCUCAAUGGGUCAAACGGACUGCAUUAAAUUUCUUAUCCUAGAAGACCGGGUUCUACAGGAGGACAGUAGAAUUCGAUAUACACAUUCAAACAAUGCUCGGAUUCAUUCCACUCUAGCGUGUAAUUAGUUGAAAAUGGAGUAAUAUAUUAAAAUACAAAUAAUACACAUAAGGGUCGUUUAGUAAAAAAU